AUGCAGAACGGGGAGACUAUGAGCCCGCAGGACUCCAGAGCAGAAGGGGCUGAGUCCAUGGAGGAGCAGAAGGCCCAGAACCAGACCCAGAAUCAGGGGUGUGUGGAGCCCACAGCCCCUCCACUUCCUCCACCUUCACCGCCACCACCAGGGCCACCAGAGUACCCGAGGCCUAGACUCAUCUUCCACACUCAGUUGGCUCAUGGGAGUCCCACAGGCCGCAUCCACGGAUUCACCAACGUCAAGGAGCUGUAUGGCAAGAUCGCUGAGGUGUUCAACAUCUCCCCAUCAGAGAUCCUUUUCUGCACCCUCAACUCUCAUAAAGUGGACAUGCAGAAGCUACUGGGGGGGCAGAUCGGACUGGAAGACUUCAUCUUUGCUCAUGUCAGAGGGGAGACCAAGGAGGUGGAGGUGACAAAGACGGAAGACGCAUUGGGCCUCACAAUCACAGACAAUGGAGCUGGAUAUGCUUUCAUCAAGAGGAUAAAGGAAGGCAGCACCAUAGACCGGCUGAAGACGGUAUGUGUUGGCGACCACAUCGAGGCCAUCAAUGACCAGAGCAUUGUUGGCUGUCGACACUACGAGGUGGCUAAGAUGCUUAAAGAGCAACCGAGAGGCAUACCCUUCACUCUCCGCCUGGUGGGGCCCAAGAAGGCCUUUGACAUGAUUGGAAUGAGAACCAGGGCGCCAAAAUCCAAUGAGGGAAAGAUGGUGAACGGCAGGGAGACGCUGCGUCUUCGCUCCAAGGGUGCUGCUACAGUUCAGGAAGUGCAGAAUGAGUUUGAGGAACAGGCCACCAAGAAAGUGGACGACCUGCUGGAGAGCUACAUGGGCAUCAGGGAUCUGGAUCUGGCAACCACCAUCGUGGAAGCGGGCAAAGACAAGAAGAACCCCGAUGACUUUGCAGAGGCCUUGGACUCGGUUCUGGGAGAUUUUGCCUUUCCUGAUGUGUUUUUGUUUGAUGUAUGGGGAGCUAUUGGAGACGUCAAGAACGGCAGAAUUUAAACAUUUAAGGCAUAAAGAACGCGCAUAAGCUUUUAAUGUUGCCUUCGCAGUCCUCGCAUUCAUUUUUAAUCACGUACUUUCAAACCGUGAUGGGGACUGCAAUUAAUUCAGCCACUUCCCUUUUGAACAGUCAAAUGAGAAUAAAGUGCUCCUCAGCAGAUCAUCACUCUUAAUGUCAAACAUUUACAGAACAAAUCACCAAAAAUUGCAGUGUAGUUACAAGACAUUUAUACUGAUAUUAAAGAUUGAACUUAAUCUAGGUAUUUAGAUAAUGAUCUUCUUCUGGGAGGAAAACAGUGACCGUAAAGAUAGUUGGUUGACCAAAAUACAUCACUUAUUAUUACUUAUUUCAAUUUGGAUUGAAGUUUACAAUUUGUUUAGAGGGCUCCCUCCACAUACAUAUAGUGCAUGAUAUUAAAAAAGGGUUAACACUGUGUGAGGAACUGCGAAACAGUUGAUAAUCAUCCAGCCAUCUGGGAAUCAAGGAAGUUAGAUAUGAUCCAGUAAACCCUUUCCUGCUGAUGAAGUACCACAAGGGAAUACAGACGAGGAACAUGGAAACAGUUCUGGGUUAUCAAGUCAGAAUGUAUUGACCUACAAUUUCUCUGCUAAUAACCUAUACAAGCUUAAUAUUUACACAUACAGUAUGUUUUAUGUUAUAAAAUAUUUGUCACUGCAUUUGUAUAACAUUUAUUUUCUAAAUAUAUGCAUAAGUGGCUCCAGUGAAAUUAAGUACUAAAUACUUUAAGAUGUCUGAGUCCUCCAAAGAAGGACUGAUCUGAGCUUGGACAGAUUAUUUGUUUUAGGACAUUAAUCAAAAUGGAUAAUCUGUGUCAAGGGGGACAAUCUCCAGCUGCACUCCAUUUUCCCUCAUGACCAUCAAACAGAAACUGAUCUCAAAGCUUCCCACAGUAUAAACACAAAUAAAAAAAAAGCUAGCCUGUGUGCAUGCAAACAUUUUUCUAAAGAGCUCCCUGCUGCGAUUUGUGCAUUGAUAUCAAAUCAACAAUGCAUCACACACUCACUUUGUUUCCAACAGGAAACAUUACUUGUUUGUUUCAGAAAGAGAAUGUAAAUAUACCACUUUCACUUAUCUUAGUUUCACUUUCUGUUGUUCAAAAGAAAGGAAGCGGCAAACUACAUGUUGGAGUUUGACAGCUACAUGUUUUCUGGCACACCAAACAAUUUCAGCAAUGUAUAGAGUAACUUUCCCCCCGACACACAAGCAAGUAAACACUGACCCGCCAAAUUUCAAACUGUAGCUUGAGUCUACGUCACUCAUUCUGGCUGCGCUGAUCCAGCGACAUCAUUAUCAUGAUUUU
This is a messenger RNA of Acanthopagrus latus (yellowfin seabream), 2327 nucleotides long. It is a transcript of the gene gipc3, whose product is annotated as GIPC PDZ domain containing family, member 3. The transcript is spliced from 6 exons. NCBI's taxonomy places the organism in Eukaryota, Metazoa, Chordata, Actinopteri, Spariformes, Sparidae. The coding region runs from base 1 to 1005 and encodes 334 amino acids. Gene Ontology annotation, molecular function: protein binding. The record is from RefSeq and is a predicted model, not a curated record.